ACGGGCCACAGCUGCCUUAUUGAAUGGUGGAUUUUUGGGUGGCAAUUGUAAUACUCAGAUCCCUGAUUUCAUCGCCACCGGUACGGAACACAAAGUUGGUCUGAUUUUCAAGGGUUCCUUUGGGCUCAGACAAGCGUUUUUGCUCAGGACUCUGAAACUCGACUCAGUCCCUGUUCCUCGAGAACUAAUUGAGUCGAUAUGA
Molecule: messenger RNA, 202 nt
Organism: Ogataea angusta
Lineage: Eukaryota; Fungi; Ascomycota; Pichiomycetes; Pichiales; Pichiaceae
Exons: 1
Source: RefSeq, a predicted model, not a curated record